GCUCUGGAACUAAUCACAGAUUCUGAGAAACCACAACAAUGGCGAGAACCCUAAGGAGCAAACCCGCUCUGCAGCUCCUGAACCGGAUUCUAAAUUCACCGGUCCCUGUUCUCCACCGGUCCACGAGACCCAUCGAAACCCUAGCUUUCGAAGAGGUCAAAACAUCACCAGAAAAGCCCCACAGUUUCACAGCCUUUGUUCUUCACGGUCUCUUGGGUUCUGGUCGAAACUGGCGAUCUUUCUCUCGCUUCCUCCUCUCCUCCCUCCCCUCCGAUUGGAGGAUGGUUCUUGUGGAUUUGAGGAACCACGGAAAUUCGGCUGAAUUGGAAGGUUUAAAUCCACCUCAUGACAUGGUCAAUGCCGCUAAAGAUCUCGCUGAUUUGGUGAAGUCUCAAGGUUGGGCUUGCCCGGAUGUGGUAAUUGGGCAUUCCAUGGGUGGCAAGGUUGCCUUGCAAUUCGCAGAUAGUUGUGCUCGCGGCGAGUUUGGUCAAUUAAUUCAAUUACCCAAACAGCUGUGGAUACUGGAUUCUGUCCCUGGAAAAGUGGAUCGUGAAAACAGUGAUGGAGAAGUAGAGAAAGUUUUGGAGACCUUGAAGGGCCUACCUCCAGCAGUCCCAUCCCGAAAGUGGCUGGUGGAUCACAUGACUAAACUUGGGUUUUCAAAGUCAUUGUCACAUUGGAUAGGUAGCAACCUCAAGAAAUCAGGUGAACAUGAGACAUGGGCUUUUAAUCUCGAAGGUGCUAUCCAGAUGUUCAAUUCCUACAGGGAGAUGGAUUAUUGGCCUCUGCUGGAGCACACGCCUAAAGGAAUGGAGAUAGCGAUUGUUCGUGCCGAAAACAGUGACAGGUGGGAGCCAGAUGUAAUUCAGCGGCUUGAAAGCAUUCCCACUAGAAGAGAUGAUGAAUCUGAGGGAAAGGUUUCAGUUCAUGUUCUUCCCAACUCCGGCCAUUGGGUGCAUGUCGACAAUCCAAAGGGACUUCUGGAGAUUGUGACUCCCAAAAUUGCCUCCCUGGUUUAG
Messenger RNA from Ilex paraguariensis (yerba mate), 1019 nucleotides. NCBI's taxonomy places the organism in Eukaryota, Viridiplantae, Streptophyta, Magnoliopsida, Aquifoliales, Aquifoliaceae. The record is from the annotation of a GenBank genome assembly.